UCUGACAAGCAUAACACUACAAUUCAAACUGUCCUCUUCCUAAUAAAUCACAGUGCCGGGCAUUGUUGUUGUGAGUGAUGCUUCCCCUGGUUAGCAACAAGUGGCGACUACUGUGAACGUUAGCUAGCUGACUCAACGAAAGCCAACUAAUUUACCGCAAAAACUGCAUAACACUGCAAAUACCCAGCGGAGACAGCGAAAAUAAAUGCUGCCAUUACAAUGCGUUACAAAAGAGCCGUUGGUUUGUCGAUUUGGAAGUGAUAGCUAACAGAAGAACAACCCCCAGCUACACCGUGCUAUGGCAACUUGAACUAGCCGCGUCUGAGCAGGAAAACAACGGACCACAGCGGCUCCAAAGGACGCCGGGAACUGUAUGCUGCCGACGGUAGAGCUGUGUGGGGAUGUUUAUUUGUGAACUACAUUGUCCGAAGCACCGUGUCGGAGGCUGACUCCUGCCCUGCUGUCUGCGAGUGCUCUGAGUGGAAGAGCCACACAAUCUCCUGCUUUGACAUUGAUAUUCUUCCCAGGUUUCCAGCAAGCACGGAGACACUUCAUACUAUAGGUCUAUUUAAGAUGUGAGGACAGAUGGAGAGAGAGACAGUGACAGAGAAGAGGCUACCCAGAACACAGAUGUCCAGUUCAGAGGAUUUCACCGAACACUGCAGGGAAACACCCCAAAUCCAAAGAUAUUCCAUUCACAGUAAAAUAGCCAACAGUAUAUAGUGGAGAAAAGCAGCAUGUUAUAUCCAAGGCCCUACAUCUUAUUUCACUCAUGUGCUAACUAAACGAUAAAUCCAAGAUAAAAAAUUAAAAACCUUGUCAAUGCCAUUAGCAUGUAGAAGAGGCUAUUUUGUUAUUGACUCCGUUAACAGUGGGCAAUUAAACCAACAGAAUUGUAAGAAAUGGAUGCAACCAACAGCUGAUCUGUGUGCAAUCGCUCAUCUUGUUAUCUGAGACCCCAAAGAAUCUGGCAAGAGUCCUGGGAGCCGACAUGAUGUAAUAUGUCAGGGUCACCUCUGAAAAAUGUAGUGGUGGCUUUUACACUUCCUAAAUUGCUUAAGUACAGGGUGAAAAUUAUGCAAUAGAAAGCAACCAGUUUACCAUGGCCUUGAGUGAUGGAAACACAUGCCCUUCAGAGGGACUCAGUGGCAUGUGUGGAAACAUAGACCUGGAAAAGCUAGAAAGGCAUAUUUCCAUUGAAAUCGCCAUAAUUGAAUUAUAAAUCAGAUGGUACUGUUAUAUUGUAUCAACUGAACUUUUGGUGACAUUAAAAUAUUAAACACCGUUUUCCUAUAUGAAUUGCCGUGAAAUGACAGCCAUGGCCCCUGAGCAUAAACCAUACUGAUGUUGUUCCCCUGGCUUUUCCUCUACUGCCACCAUGUGGUUGACAUGUUUUGGUUUUGAGUGAACUGUCCUGACAUCAUCAGUUCAAAAUUUCAGUUUGUCCAAAACGUUGGUUUAUUUCCAUCAGCCUCAGCUGCAUUAUGUGUUUAGGAGUUGUUAGCUAAUGUAAUGCAUGCUAACAUGCUAAACUAAGACGGUGAACAUGGUAAAUACUAUUGCCUGCCUGCCUAACAUCAGUGCUAAGGAGAAGGUUAUGCUCUAUGAUAAUCCUCAUUCCUCCUUUACAGUUUAGUGGAACAUCUAUCCAUCCCAAACACCACUUUGCAUCGCCUCCAACAGCACCCAUCACAUAAAAUUAUCUCCCGAUCACUGCCCCAAUUCACAUGUGCACGUGCCCCGAUGUCCCCGACUAAUUUCUCACAUUCCUGCCCUAAGUUUGCCCAGAGCUCUCCAGGAGGAUAGAAAGACAUAAAAGCAUGCCACUAAACACUGGACUGACACCCCUCCUGAUAAAAAUAUCUGGAAAAUAAGACAGAAAUAGACUUCGUAUUGAGCUGGAUGUUCUAGCAGAUGAGGCGUGAGGAAGUUGGAUUUCGUUGUACCCACAUUGAGGAAUGAAUGACCCUGAUGCCCUGGUCAGGCCAAUCCAGGCCUACUGAGCCACUUACUCAGCUUACAAAGAUGGCUUUUUGAGACCCGCCUUUCAUCCGUGCCAGCAGAUGCUUUUGCCAACAUGGUCAACAUCUCAAGGAUAUAUAUAUCGGUGGAUAUGACGCUGCAGAGGCUGGAGAAGCACUCGUUCUACAGCCUGAGGAAAAUCACCCACAUAGAGAUACGUAAUGCAAAAAGUCUGACCUACAUUGACCCAGAAGCGUUUAAAAAUCUCACAAACCUCAAAUACUUAGGAAUUUUCAACACUGGCCUAACAUACUUCCCUGACUUGAGAAACAUCCACUCUAAUGACAUGAACUUCAUACUGGAAAUUGUUGAUCAUCCUCACAUCACUGAGAUCCCGGCCAACUCUUUCCAUGGCAUCACCAGCGAUGUGCUGACAGUGAUGCUGUAUGGGAAUGGCUUCAGAGAAAUCCAACAUCACGCCUUUAAUGGGACCAAGCUAGAUCAGGUCGACCUUCACAGGAACAGGGAUCUUACCAAGAUGGAUGAAAGGGCUUUCGCGGGCACCAUCAGUGGCCCCAUGCUGCUAGACGUGUCUCUAACAGGGAUCAACUCCCUGCCGACCACAGGUAUGGGUUCUCUCCGGGAGUUGAAGGCGCGCAAUGCCUGGGCCCUCAAGAAACUGCCGGCCAUCAAAACCUUCAAACACCUCACCAUUGCCAACCUCACCUACCCCAGUCACUGCUGCGGCUUCAAAAACCUCAAGAAGAAACGAGGCUUUUUGGAGUACAUCAUCUGUAACCUGACUGCUUUCUACGACCAGCAUCACAAGCGUUCUGUGGGGCCCCUCCGCAUGCCGUCCCUCCAAGGGGAAAGUGUGGCGGAAACAAUCCCAGACGAGGAGCCAAACGAUGGCCACCGAGAGAGAGAGUCCCAGCAAGACUGGUGGAGAGGUGACUUCCAUGGCAGCCUGCACUACCACGCCUACUUCGGGGGCCAGCCAGAUGAGGAUGUGGGUUUCGGAGAGACCCUCAAGAACCCCCAGGAGGACACCAGCCAAGACUUUGACAGUCGUUACGAUUAUGUGGUGUGUGAGGAGGGAGAGGAGGUUGAGUGUGCACCAGUGCCUGAUGAGUUCAAUCCUUGUGAGGACAUAAUGGGUUUUGGCUUCCUGCGAGUGUCUGUGUGGUUUGUAAGUCUGCUGGCUGUUCUGGGAAACGUGAUGGUGCUCCUGGUGCUGCUCACCAGCCACUACAAGCUCUCGGUCUCCCGCUUCCUCAUGUGUCACCUGGCAUUUGCAGAUUUGUGCAUGGGAAUUUAUCUGCUGCUUAUCGCCUCUGUAGACCUGCACACACAAGCCGAGUACUUCAACCACGCCAUAGACUGGCAGACGGGCCCUGGCUGUGGACUUGCAGGGUUUUUUUCUGUCUUUGCAAGCGAGCUGUCUGUCUACACCUUGACGGUGAUCACUCUGGAGAGGUGGUACGCUAUCACCUUUGCUAUGCGGCUGGAUCGUAAGCUGCAUCUGCACCACGCGGCAGCCGUGAUGCUAGGUGGCUGGGUCUUCUGCCUGCUCCUGGCCCUGCUCCCACUGGUUGGGGUGAGCAGUUACCAGAAGGUCAGUAUCUGUCUACCAAUGGACACCCAGUCCACAGUGGCUCAGGUCUACAUCUUGUCAGUGCUGGUCCUUAACAUCCUGGCCUUUCUUGUUAUCUGUGCUUGCUACUUCAAGAUCUACUGCGCAGUGCACAACCCUCACUACCGCUCUGGAUCCAAGGAUACCAACAUCGCCAAGCGCAUGGCUGUCCUCAUCUUUACUGACUUCUUGUGUAUGGCGCCUAUCUCUUUCUACGCCAUGUCAGCUGUGCUGAACCGGCCACUCAUCACUGUCUCCAACUCCAAGAUUUUACUGGUGCUCUUCUACCCGCUCAAUUCCUGUGCCAACCCGUUUCUCUAUGCCAUCUUCACUAAGGCCUUCAGGGGUGACAUAUUCAUCCUCCUCAGUAAGGUGGGCCUAUGUCAGCAGCGAGCACAGCUGUUCAGAGGCCAGACGGUCUCAUCAAAGGGCAGCAGCGGUACAUCUCAGGUCCGUAGAGACAAGGAUAAGUUUAGAAAAGGUGGAAGCGGAGGCCAGGAAGAGGUGCCCAUCCAUCUGAAGAAGUGCUCUGGACAUACCUUUCACCAAGCAGUCUGCCAGCAGACAAGCCCUGAAGAGAGCCAGAGCCUGAACACGUGAGCCUAACACCCAGCUCGAGGUAGUAAAGCAAGACAGGUUCAGGUGGGAGAGGAAAGGCCUUGAAGUGUUUGUGGACAGUUCUGUUUGGAUAUUUAACAGAAAGCUUCAGUAUUCUGUAUCUGCUUCAAUUUUCAGGCCAAGUUCAGCUGUUUUCACAAUUUCGGCUGUGAUGAUUUUACGGUUCCAGUUGUUGGAGAAUAUCAAGUGUCACUGAAAUAUGAGCCCGACUUCAUCUCACUUAUAGUCCUUUGUAUUUGGAGGGACUAGCUAGAAUAAAAUGGAUAUUAUUUUAUAGUAGUAAGGAUUAAAAACUCAUAUAUAACUAUGAAUAAAAUGCAUUUUUUUCAAUAUCUUUAAUUAUAUAUUGAAUUUUAUUUCAAAUUAUAUCUAGCUAUUUUGGCAUUGAUAUACAAAGAAAUAUAACAGAAGUAAUUCAUUUUCCUGUGAAAAGAAGACCUUUCUGAAAUGCCCUGUUUAUACUCAGUUAUUGUGUUCAAGAACAGCCUGCUGGCUCAGUGCCGUUCACAGUGGAAACUUAUCCAGUUUACAAAAAUAUACAAACACUGCAUUUCUUAUUGUCUUAUCAAUACCUCUGUCUGUAGUAUAAAUACACAACAGUGUUUGGUGAUUUAUGGAUGAAAACUGGACACAUUGCUUGCGAUUUCUUUGGAAUUCUUUUGUCUGUUUAGCUGGAACUGAAAAGUAAAUAUGGACAGGUAUAGCAUAGGACAUUACUGUGAUACUGGAAAGCAGACAUGAGUGUUUGUACAGUUCAAAUUGUACUUGUAAGUGUCUAAUACACAAAAUUGAUGUAUCACUUCCUUAGAUUCAUAAAAAUAUUUAUAACGUU
Messenger RNA from Micropterus dolomieu (smallmouth bass), 5045 nucleotides. RefSeq names its product thyroid stimulating hormone receptor (gene tshr). Gene Ontology annotation, biological process: G protein-coupled receptor signaling pathway. The transcript has 13 exons. Lineage: Eukaryota; Metazoa; Chordata; Actinopteri; Centrarchiformes; Centrarchidae. The record is from RefSeq and is a predicted model, not a curated record. The coding region runs from base 2078 to 4195 and encodes 705 amino acids. Gene Ontology annotation, molecular function: thyroid-stimulating hormone receptor activity. Gene Ontology annotation, cellular component: membrane.